AUGUUGAAAUAUAUUCUCGCUUUAGUUUUGGUCACUGUUGCCGUCAGUUUGGCCUGUGACGAUCCAUUCGUUGAAAUGCCACGUCCAACUCGUCUCUUGUAUCCAGAGGAUUUAUCUCGUGCUGAGCGUAAAUACCACGAAAAGUACAUGCAAAUUGCCUAUGAUCUUGCCAUUGAAAAGAACAACUUGUUCACCACUGUAAUUGUUGCUCCAAACGGUACUGUCGCUUGCACUGGUCUCAACCAAAAUGAAAACUCUGCCAUCUACCACGGUGAAAUGGUUGCCAUCAUGAACUGUUCACGUAUUCACAACAAAAACACCUGGGAAGGUUAUUCUUUGUACACUACUGGUGAAUCAUGUGUUAUGUGUCACGCCGCUGCCAUGUGGGCUGGUUUCUCCAAGGUUAUCUACGGUACUUCCAUCCAAACCAUGUAUUGUGACAAAUGUCUCGGUCAAAUCCCAGUUCUCUCGAAUCAAAUCAAUGCUCUUGCUUAUGGUCUUUCAGGAAAUAACUCUCCAGCUCAAGUAAUUGGUGGUAUCCUUAGAAAGAAGACCGAUACCAUUUAUCCAAACUUCUGUUUGCAGCCAUCAAAUGGAUGGCAUGUAGACCCAAUCUGUUCUAAGUGUGCAAAAUACCCAGAAUUAGAUGAUUAA
Heterostelium album PN500 is the source of this 654-nucleotide messenger RNA. RefSeq names its product nucleoside deaminase. The record is from RefSeq and is a predicted model, not a curated record. Gene Ontology annotation, biological process: purine nucleoside catabolic process. Gene Ontology annotation, molecular function: guanosine deaminase activity. NCBI's taxonomy places the organism in Eukaryota, Evosea, Eumycetozoa, Acytosteliales, Acytosteliaceae. The transcript is spliced from 2 exons. Bases 1 to 654 code for a protein of 217 amino acids.